UUGAGAGAAGGAAACCGGCCUCUGAAGGAGCUGCGGAGCUGUUGACUGAACUGGCCCAGUUUGCUUUCGAUUCUGAAGAAUGGUGGCCCCUGAAUGGGUCUCUAAAUUCCUCCACUAUUUGGACUUAGAACUAAUUUGUCAAAGAUCUGCCUCAGCUUGUCCCAGGGUUUAUUAUCAGCAAGAUGACAAGGCCCCUGAUGGCAGGAAGCUGGCUGGGGCUCAGGAUGCUGGCCCUUCCGCCCUGCGGACCUCUCAGCAAAUAGUCCCUUGGAAACAGGGCAGCUGUCCCUGAGGAGGGGGCAGGCGGGGAGAGGCACACUCCCCCAACACUGGACCCUGGAGGAGCCCCUGUGUGAGCAGGACUGCAGCCCUGGCUUGUGGGACUGUCUUGGGCAGGUGACCUUGGCAAUUCUGUGGUCUCCAGAGUCCCUGCCAUUCUGGCCACGUGUCCCUGUCACAGCCUGAAACCCCUUCAGGCCCCUGUUCUGUCUCAGUUCCAGUCCAGUCCCCUCCUCCAUGGGAAGGUUGGCUCCAUGCCUGCAUCUCUUCUGGGUCUGAAGACCCCUACUGGGCUGCCUCAGGGCCACUGGGACCCUGGGGUCCCCCCAGUCAUCUCCACUCUGCCCCUCGCCCCCGCCCCGUCAAGUCCUGGGUGCAUCCUCAGGGCUGGCCCCUCCCAGGGGUCCUGCAGGGGCCUCCUCUUUCAGCUCCUGCCCUUAAAAGGGGGUAAUCAUCCAUCCAUCCUCACCCCCUCCCUGAGAUGCCCUGGAAGACUCCCCAUCAGCAUCAGACACAGCAUCCUUGUUCAUUUCCAAUCCCUUCUUCCCAGCUUGGAAGCUGCUAACCCGUCUCCCAGGCCAGGAAAACCCACACAGGUCCUGAGCCUCAGCCUUCACAGGGCCCUGGGUCGUUUUCAGGCAUCUGACUCAAUCCGUCUCCAGAUCUGGAUCUUUCUCUGGUGGAUCUUCAGUGAGGACCACUGCCACAACCAGUGACCGUGACCUGCCUGACCAUCACAGCACCAUGGCCACCAGGUCCACAUCCACAGACCAGGACUACUUGGCCUUGGUGUGGUUCUGCUUCCGCCUGCUGCAGUUGUUCUCCAGCUGCAUGGCCUUCUGGCUGGUGACUUCUGGCUUUCGGAAGAGGGGCUACGGGGACGUAAAUAUCUGGGCCAUGCUCAUCUGGUUCCUCUCUUUGCCCAUAAGCCUCAUCGUAGUCAUAGUUGAAUUAUGUUAUAUCCAGUCCCACUUUCAUUUCUCGUACCACAUGCCCCUCACAGAUGCCUGCUUCGCCGCCCACGUCUGUCUCUCACUGUUCGUCGUCCAGUCUAUCCAGAGACACCAGUUUUUGCCUUAUGACCCUUUCAUAGACAGGGUCAACGCUGCCCUAUCAUUCACCUACAUUACGUGUUUCCUUUAUGGUGUAGAACUGUCUUGCACGUGGAACUGCUACAAGCUCAAAGACCUCACCUGCGCUGUGUACACCAUGCAGGGCGUGCUGAAGGUGCUGGAGAUGUUUGUGGCCUGUGUCAUCUUCACCUUCAUCAGCAACACCUCCCGGCACCUGAAGGAGCCAGCUCACGAGUGGUGUCUGGCCAUCUAUUGGAUCUGCUUUAUCCAGGCAAUUGUGGCCACGCUGUUGAACCUGGGCAACUGGGAGUACAGACUGCCCGUCCAGCUGACCCUGCUCUCCGUCCUCCUCUACUCCACUGCUUUGGUUCUCUGGUGGCUCUACCCAGUAGAUGAGGAGAUUGAGGGCAAGCCCAAGGGAUUCUGGGUCUUGUACAUGUUGAGGCUCACCGACCGCUGGAGCCGCUGGAGCCGCAGGGACCAUCGACAGGCUGUGGCCAUCCUGACAGCCAUCAACCUGCUGAUUUACGUGGCCGACCUGGUGAUCUCAGCCCACUAGGUUUUGUCAAGGACUGAGGAUCAGCCCUCUUGUCAAUAGAGGUUUCUAUACUGAGCUCUGAUGUCGUCUUCCUGGCUCCCCUUCUCACAUCCUUCCCCGUUCAUCUCUCUCUCUUUUCUGUUUCCUUCUCUCCAUAUGCUCUUUGUCCUGUUUUAUGUGUUUGCUCACACCCUGUUUUGUCUUUCUCUUGCUUCUCUCAUCUUUUCUACAUUUUCUGCUUUUGUCCCUUUUCUGAUCAUCCUUGGUCUCCUAUGUCCUGACCUCCUCUCCCCAUUUUCCUGCUGAUCAAUCAAGAUCAGAUUUCUUCCUUCUCUGCCCACCACCCCCUCCCACCUCCUAAGGUGAGGACUUCACAGCACACACCUCUCUGUGUGGCUGUUCACACCCUGGACAUCCGGAGGGGCCUCGUUACCAAAGCAAGUCUGUACCCCUGGCAGUGCCUUAGUUGGUGUGUGUGUGUGAGUUUGGGGGUGGCAUGGGUAACUAGGCUGCUGCUGCUGCUGCUAAGUCGCUUCAGUCGUGUCUGACUCUGUGCGACCCCAUAGACGGCAGCCCACCAGGCUCCC
Bubalus bubalis (water buffalo) is the source of this 2477-nucleotide messenger RNA. RefSeq names its product myeloid-associated differentiation marker. Gene Ontology annotation, cellular component: cell-cell junction; plasma membrane. Lineage: Eukaryota; Metazoa; Chordata; Mammalia; Artiodactyla; Bovidae. The transcript has 4 exons. The record is from RefSeq and is a predicted model, not a curated record. Bases 1024 to 1911 code for a protein of 295 amino acids.